Nothoprocta perdicaria is the source of this 1442-nucleotide messenger RNA. RefSeq names its product chromosome unknown C1orf21 homolog (gene CUNH1orf21). The transcript has 7 exons. NCBI's taxonomy places the organism in Eukaryota, Metazoa, Chordata, Aves, Tinamiformes, Tinamidae. Bases 438 to 803 code for a protein of 121 amino acids. The record is from RefSeq and is a predicted model, not a curated record.
GAGAGGAAGAAGGAGGCCAGCACCUAACGUGCAAGCAAGGAGUUAGAAAGGCAAAGCCCGGGCUGCAAGGAUGAUUUCUUCCAACGUGUUCCUGCAGUACAUGCUCCAUUAGACUUGUUUCACAGCUCCAGGACCUCGAGCCAGCAGUUCAUCUCCUAGACUUUGGAAACUGCAGCAUGGUGCCAUGGAUAGACUGAUGCGUGACCCACUACUCCUCCUUGGAUGAGUUGUGCUGGAGGGAAUUGGGAGCAGUGAUUGGAAAGCUUUUCGGUGGUUCUGGGCCCUAGGAAUUGCUUUCCAUAUCUUUCUGUAACAAACACUGCUCUGUGAGAGCUCUUGACAGCACAGCAGGAAGGUGGAUUAUUGGAAGGACGAUGAGCGUGCAGCUCUAGACAUGGUUUGCGGUUGGGCCCGGCUGGCGCUGUCUGAAUGAAGCGAUGGGCUGCGCGUCAGCCAAGCAUGUUUCUACUGUUCAAAACGAAGAGGAAACUCAGAAAGGCAAAAACUACCAGAACGGAGAUGUGUUUGGGGAUGAGUAUAGGAUCAAACCAGUGGAAGAGGUCAAAUACAUGAAAAAUGGGGGCGAAGAUGAUCAGAAAAUAGCAGCCAGGAACCAAGAGAACUUGGAAAAAAGUGCCAGUUCAAAUGUAAGACUUAAGUCUAACAAAGAGAUCCCAGGAUUAGUACAUCAACCCCGAGCAAACAUGCACAUCUCGGAAAGCCAGCAGGAAUUCUUCAGGAUGCUCGAUGAAAAAAUUGAAAAGGGCCGCGACUAUUGUUCAGAAGAGGAGGACGUCACAUAGUGCCAGCGCUACGGGCGAAGCAGGACUACUACUGUGUAAAUAGAGUACAGCCCCGCGAGACCUUUGGGACGCCGCCAGAGCGAGCGCGCUCCAUCCCGCCAGAAGAUCAUCUCCACAUUAUCUGCUCCAUUCAGUUCCAGUGUUUCUUAAUGGCCAGACAAGGAAUCCCGCCAAGGACUCGUGUGGGACCGUUUCCGUUGCUGCUAGUUAAAACUCGUCGCAACUUUCCACUUUUUUCCAUGUCCAGAUAUGCAGCGAAUCCUUAAGGUUAAUCCGAAAGACCGCGUUGAUUUUUUUUCAGGCUCCGGGCCGGUUUUCUAGCGAACAAGGUCGUGUCACAUCAGACGUCCGUAAGCGACCGCUCGGGCUUCCUCAGGAGUCCAUACGGGCCGGAGUGCUUCUUAAUGCUGGUGAUUUCAAGCUUUGGAGAUGGGAUAUUUUGCCAUGGCCAGCCUUGUUUCUGCGCUGGGCAGAAGCGGAGCAGCCGGUGUCCGUUACAAGCACGUUACCACUGCAAUGCUGGCAGCGAUGCAGGCUGCAGGGAUCUGGCUUUCAAGAGGAAAAGAGUUUUCAUUUACUAGGCAUCUUAAUCGAGGACUAAGCUUGCAGUAUUGGCUUUGCUGAGCACGAACGGGAGUG